Messenger RNA from Hibiscus syriacus, 507 nucleotides. Its product is annotated as E3 ubiquitin-protein ligase At1g63170-like. The record is from RefSeq and is a predicted model, not a curated record. The transcript has 3 exons. Lineage: Eukaryota; Viridiplantae; Streptophyta; Magnoliopsida; Malvales; Malvaceae. Bases 1 to 507 code for a protein of 168 amino acids.
AUGGGUGCUAAAGCAUACUUUUUUGUGUGGUUCGUUGUUGGAAAUGUUUGGCUAUUUGGAGGUAACUCUUCUUCAGGGGAUUCAAAUUUGCACAGGUUAUGCGUAAUGUUCCUUGUCUUCGGUUAUCUCGAUUUUAUUAUGCCCUUUAUCCUGUGUCUGGUUUUGGCAUGCUGUUGUGGGGACCUUGGUCCAAUUAGAGGAGCUUCUUCAGAAUGCAUUGAUUCUCUGCCAACGUACACAUUCAAGUUGCAGAAAGAUGGUAGUGGCAGCAUAAAGAAAAUUAAUUCUGAAGUUAAUGGUGGGGCUGAAGCAGCAGGAGCCGAGAAGGACUGUUCUAUUCCACGGGAUGAUGUUGUUUGCUGCAUUUGUUUGACGAGUUACACAGACCAUGAUGUGCUGAAGGAGCUCCCUUGCUCUCAUGUCUUCUAUAAAAGCUGUGUAGAUAAAUGGCUCAAGAUGAAAGCGCUCUGUCCGCUUUCCAAAUGCAUUAUUUUGUUGAAUAAAUAA